Molecule: messenger RNA, 1743 nt
Organism: Ruditapes philippinarum (Manila clam)
Lineage: Eukaryota; Metazoa; Mollusca; Bivalvia; Venerida; Veneridae
Product: fibropellin-1-like
Exons: 8
Coding region: 337-1638 (433 amino acids)
Molecular function (GO): calcium ion binding
Source: RefSeq, a predicted model, not a curated record
AGGGCUUUAAUCAUUUCAAAUAUUGACUUAAAAGAAAGCUUUUAAAGUGGAACAUAACCAAACAGACAAAUUUACCAGCAAAGAGAUAACAAACUGGCGUGUGUAGGAUUUAUUUCGAUGAUGACUACCUUUUUAUAUCCGUAUCAAACCUUGCAUAUAUUACAGAUAAUGUAAGUUAAAUUUAUAUGUACAACAGGUUGCGCAACUAGAAAAAUGAAAUUAUGAUUGAACUGAAGAACUUUUUUUUCAAAACAUCAAAGGAAAUAAUAAUUUACUUGCGGACAUCGCCAAAUAUAUAACGGAAAUCACUACUUUAUUGAUAAUAAUCAAUUAAUUAUGGAUGAAACUGCACUUGACUAUCGUUAUUAUAACACGGACUUAAUGAAUAAUGGUCAGAGAGACUUACGACAGUCAACAACGAACACUGAAAAUAUUGUGCCACCGGAAAUGCAGCCAUUUUCAACCGGAAAUGAAAAUAUAUAUGAAGACACCGGUUCUAGAGAACCUGAUCACCAUUAUUCAAGCAUAUAUGAAAUUCCAGGGCAAGACCGCGGAGGAAUAGUGGAAAAUAAAAAGGAUGUUGUACAAAUUAGACGUUCUAAGUUAUCAAAAAUUGUAUUUUUAACGAUUGUAUUUAUUAUUUUACUCGUUACUGGUAGUGUAUUGUUGGGCUUUAUGUUAGGAUCGUGUACUGAAGAAAAUAAACAAGACUUAGAGUCGGUCGUCGUGAAAGGUUCCAGCGAAUGCGACAUAUUUCCAUGCAAGAACGGAACAUGUGUUAUAAAAGAUGUUGGGUUAUCAUGUUCGUGUUUUCCCAGCUUUGUCGGUGAAUUCUGUGAACAUGGUAUACAAAAUACUGAAAAUAAAUGUGGCCAUUCUUGCGGAAAUGGAACAUGUUUCGAAGGUGAUGGUGUCGCACUCUGUCGCUGUUUUCCUGGAUAUGGUGGAGUGUUCUGUGAAUAUGAUAUUGAUGAUUGUGCAUCCAGUCCUUGUGGAUUCCACGGCACCUGUAUCGAUGGUAACAGUACGUUCACGUGCAUUUGUGAAAGUAACUACGGUGGAUUGCGUUGCUUGGAAGAAUGGACGCUUGUGUUUCGUGGUACGGCAGGCGCCGGAAGUGACAUCUAUCGUGUAUGGAAAGAUGGCGAAAAUGCUACAAUCACAGAUGAAACGUGCAUGACGACUGACGUCACCUCCUGUAAAAGACAUUACAGACAUCCGGUCGUUGAUACUUGGAAACUUUUAGGCAUAACUAAGGUGAAACUUUCAUUUUAUAACAAUAAUACUGAACGUGCAUAUAUUGUAUUCAACGGAACCGGAAGUGACAUCACAUCAUGGUUUAAAUCUUUCCGGAUCAUCCAUUCAUCGUGGACCAAUAUGGCGUCUCAAAGAUUUCAGUUAUUUUCAAUUUUUGGAAACGACCCCUGGCGGCGGUUUCUCAUCAGCCGCCAUCUUGGACAGUGUGCUGAUGACGUCAUGUACACGGCCACAAUUGUUCCACACCAUUACACAUGCAGCUAUGAUCAGCAUCCCGUAUAUCCCCAGUUUUUAUAUUCUACAUCAAACAGUUACGGGUAUCCUGGGAAAUUAAAAGGUUUUGCAGCCGCUGACGUCAUGGCUAUUUUCAUUCAAUAUUGACGACACAGAACUUUUUUUUUCAUUCCAACGCAUAAAUGAUAAUAUUAUGAAUAUACAUGUAUGCUACUGAGUCCAAAAUUAGAUAUUUACCAAUUUGUUAUAAUU